Messenger RNA from Triticum turgidum subsp. durum (durum wheat), 633 nucleotides. The record is from the annotation of a GenBank genome assembly. NCBI's taxonomy places the organism in Eukaryota, Viridiplantae, Streptophyta, Magnoliopsida, Poales, Poaceae.
AUGGAGGCGGCGGCCGCUGCUGCGGCCAUGGGCGGGGAGGAGGACGGGAGGGGUCGGAAGGGAAGCUGGUACGCGGUGGGGGAGCGCGCGGUGCUGGUGCCGUACCUGCGGGAGCACGUCCCGCGGUACCACGAGUGGAUGCAGGACCCGGCUCUGCUGGAGGCCACCGCGUCGGAGCCGCUCUCCCUCGCCCAGGAGUUCGAGGUCCACCGCUCCUGGACCCUCGACCCUCUCAAACAUACUUUCAUAGUGCUGGAUAAGGAGUUGAUCGAGGGAGAGUUCGUAGUCGGGAACCCACACACUGAAGCUAUGAUUGGCGAUGUCAACAUCUAUAUGAAUGACCCUGAUGAUUUGGAACUUGCGGAGAUAGAGAUUAUGAUAGCUGAACAAAAGAGCCGUGGAAAGGGACUAGGUCAAGAAGUGACCUUAAUGAUGAUGUCAUUUGCAGUAGAGAAAUACGGAAUUCACACUUUCAGAGCAAAAAUUAGUGACUCAAAUACUGCAUCGUUAAAGCUCUUCAGAAAAUUGGGCUUCAAGGAUGCUUCCCAUAGUGCAGUUUUUAAGGAGGUGACAUUGGAGGCGCCUGCAGCUGAACUCCCGUUGAGCUCUCCUCUGACCAUAGGAAGCUGGUGA